Molecule: messenger RNA, 1680 nt
Organism: Scheffersomyces stipitis CBS 6054
Lineage: Eukaryota; Fungi; Ascomycota; Pichiomycetes; Serinales; Debaryomycetaceae
Exons: 1
Coding region: 1-1680 (559 amino acids)
Cellular component (GO): cytoplasm
Molecular function (GO): cytoskeletal motor activity; protein binding
Source: RefSeq, a predicted model, not a curated record
AUGGGUUCAAUUCCUUUAGAAUUGCUACAGUUUCCCGAACAUAUCAUUCAAACGAUAAUUGACGCACUUCCCUUCAAGUUGGUGCUUUGUCUAGCUUCUAACGGCAGUUCUAUAUUCCACAAGCAAUUGGUAAAUCGAGUCUUUAGAACUGUUGAACUUGGCCCUUUUACAUCAAGCAACCGUGCAUUGAAGGUAGAAUGGGAUUCCUCUAUUCUCUGGGAAAGACCCUAUUAUACUAUGCUUAAGGAGAUAGAAGCAAAGUACAUGAACUUUACAAGUAUCAAGAUAUUAGACCUUUUCUUCGAAGAGAACUCAGAAAUCCAUGUCAAUAACCUUAUAGUGCGUGAUACACCAAAUCAAGAGGUCUUGAAUCAAAUACAUCGCUUAACUAAGAAGAUGAAGAGGGUACUGUUAAAGUGCGAGACUGAUUCCACAAAUCAACAAGUUGAUAAAGAACUCAAUCUUCCUGAGGGUCUUUAUGGCUUUUCUUCUAAGUACUUUCCUGACAUGAGAGUAUCAUUUCCUGAAAAUCUUCAGAGGCUUGAACUUGAGGUUUUUGACUCGGUGAGUAUUUUGGAUAAGUUACCUUCAAGAUUGACGCAUCUUCAAUUGUAUUCAGUUGAAGAACUACCAUUAAUAGCACUCCGAGACUUUUGUCUUUUUCCUAGGACCUUGAAACAUUUGGAACUAGGUAAUUGUAUUGAUUUCGGAAAUGAAACAGAGGUUAAGAUAGACUUACCUCUCUCUUUAGAGAGUUUCCAUGUUUCGUCAGAAGUCAACCCCUCUGUGUGUCUAGACAUUUCCCACUUGACGAAUUUGAGAAAAAUGACGGUUAGUUUCUUCGGAGAUUCUGCUCCUAUGUCAAUAUUGAAGUUUCCUAUUCUGAUAGAAGAACUAUCUUUACAAUCAACCAGUUUUCCAUUUGAAACGGAAGUGAUUCUGGGACUAGAAAGAUUGAAACUGUUUGGUCAGUUGGUAUUAUAUCCACUGCAUUGGAUUCCCAGUUGUAAACUCUCACUUCCUGAUUCGGUUGAGAGCAUAUCAAUUGACUGCGGCGGGCACUCUUUUGAGAGUGUUGUUGAAUAUCCAAAAUAUCUAAGGACCAUAUUCUUAACUAGAUGUGGAUCUAUAAACCCUCUUGGAAUACUUGAUAAUCUAAUAGUUUUAUCAAUUGACAAUUCAGAGUUUGCAUACUAUGCUCACCCUAUGGUACAACCCAUCGAGAACAACUGGCGUAACUUGGACAUGUUAGAAUCGCUAAAGGAGUUAUCUAUUAUUGAUAGUAGUAUGGAAAACAUCCCAAAGCUACCUCCCUUUCUUCGUUUCCUUGACCUCCGAUGCAAUGCACUUGAAAAGAUAGACACCCAACUUCCAGACACUCUAGUGGUGAUUAUUGUGUCAAAGAACAAACUAGUUCAGUUUGAUGGAUCGGGUUACAAGCAAUUGAGAAAGUUGGACCUUUCCGAUAAUUUAAUUAGUGAGCUAUCAUACAUCACUUUGAAGUUACCUCCUGGACUACGUGAGUUAUCGCUAAAGGGAAAUCCAAUCACUUGUGUGGCACCUGGGUUUGCAAUCUCAAAAAGUUUGCAACUAGAUAUAAGAGAUGAAAUGCAAUUUGAGGAAGCCAAAAUAUUAAUGCAGCACGGAAAAAACCUUUACGAGAGUAUGGCUUACGAGUGA